UGCCAGCCCCCACUGCUCAGGUCACCUCCACGUGUUCAGCUAGGAGGCGCCAGUGAUGACGUCACGCCCAAGCAACCAGCUCCUGCGUCCCUAGUAACAAGAGUGUAAGGGUCCCUCCCUUUAAAUCACAGAGAAAACUAAUACUAUGGCUCAGGUUAACCCCCUUUCUAACCCCAAAGGGGUGAAAUUGUUGUGUGAGUUAUGCCAGCAUCCUGCUUAUAUCCAGUGCCAGCACUGCAAAGUCACAUACUAUUGUAAUGAGGACCACCAGCAGGCUGAUUGGACUAGUAUCCACAAGAAAAUCUGUCAGCUACUCAUCCCUCUGCGUACACCGGUGCCAUUUUUCACCUCUGCGGAAGAACGCUCACAUUGCAUUGAGCAAUUAAUGCAGAGAAAGAAACACUUGAUUGAUAUCACUACCAACGAAGCUCAGAGGAUGUUGUAUGAAGGAAAGCAUGACGAUGUGAUCCCUGCUGCUACUCAUUCCCUGUCUUUGGUUAUUGACGUGUACGGACUUAACUCUGUAGAGUUGGUACCCGUAUACCUCAUUUUGGCUGAGGCCAACAUUGGCCUUGGGCAGCUCACAUUGGCAGAAGAAUACCUCUCGCAAGCUUACUGGACAGUUCUAAAAACUACAGACUGCAGCAAUACCAUACGAUCCAAGCUGCACCGUAACCUGGGCCUUCUCUAUUCUGCCAAGGGAGAAUUUGAUGAAUCAUUGCGUCAUUUGGCUAACGAUGUUUUCUUUUCAAGCACUGCAUCGGGAACAGAUCACAUUCACACCUCAGGGGGAUAUUUUCACAUGGCAAACAUCUUCUACUGGCAGCAUAAAAUGGACAUUGCCGAUUCUCUGUAUUCACAGGUAGCCGAUAUAUGGCAUUCUCAUCUUAAAAAGUUAGUGGACGUGAAGAUAAAAGCAUCCUUGAGAACUGGCCCUGGAUGGUCUGAUGACUUCGAACAAGAAAGUUUAGAUGAAAACGAAGAAGCAGAAGCACUUCAGAUACUCCAUGCUAUAUGCGAUAUUAGGGAGCAAACUCCCAAGAAAGAUGGCACAAAGAUGGUGAAGAUUCUGCAUGCCCUCACUAUGCUGUACGUCCUGUCCAUGGAUUUCCUGAAGGCACACGAAUCGGGCAAGAAACUGCUCCAUACAAUUGAACAAAUCCCAGAUGAAGAAGCAUUGGAAGAUGUUUCACCAUUAAUAAAAUUAAUAGAAUCUAAUCUUUCCUCUAAAUAAAUGCAUUUCAUUGGUAUAUGCUAAACGUGUUUGUAAUGUAAAGUUCCUGCAAUGUAAAACCAUACUUUUUUAUGAACGUAUUUUUAAAUAUAAUAAAUUAACCACGCAGCAAAUUCUUGUAAAACAAAGAUAAAUCGGAGUAGCAGAAACAUUCAAUC
Molecule: messenger RNA, 1392 nt
Organism: Pelobates fuscus (common spadefoot toad)
Lineage: Eukaryota; Metazoa; Chordata; Amphibia; Anura; Pelobatidae
Gene: ZMYND12
Product: zinc finger MYND-type containing 12
Exons: 8
Coding region: 146-1234 (362 amino acids)
Molecular function (GO): protein binding
Source: RefSeq, a predicted model, not a curated record